AUGCCUCCUGAUAAUCAUGGUAAACGUCAAAUGAUCGAAAAGUGUCACGAGUAUUAUCGCGGCAACAGAAAAGAAGUCCAAUCCAUUCAGGAAUUCGUUGAUACUUAUCAACGAACCCAUGCUAUUCGAUGGUACACUCGACAAUCGUUCAUUUAUAAACUCAUCAAUAAAGCUCUGCGCACAGAAGAUAUCGAACAACUGCACAUAUUUCGCUUCUUUAUCGCCGAUCUCUGCUCAAGUCUUGCAAACGAAUACGAGAAGAUGAAACAACGGGAGAAGGGUGUGCUGCGCGUCUAUCGAGGUGUGAAGAUAACAAGUGAAGAAGCUGGAAAGUUGAAAAAAAAUGAAGGUAAACUGAUUUCGACAAAUGGCUUCCUGUCAACAAGUCGUUUGCUCUCAGUGGCUGAGGAUUUUGCCUGUAAACCAACGAAGCGUCAAGACACCCUUGUCGUUUUGUUUGAGAUCGAGUGUGAUUUCAGCGAGUUGAACGAUGCUGUUGUGUGUGCCGACAUCGCAGAAUUUAGCGAUUAUCCAGAAGAGCAGGAGGUUCUCUUUGAUCUGGGUGCAACUUUUAAAAUUCUAUCAGUUGACCGCAUAAAAUCGACUCUGUGCCGCGUGCACCUGAAAGCAACAUGUGAAGGGGUAGAUAUUGCACGACCAUAUAUCGAGCUGAAUAAAAAAGAGCUAGAAGAAACAAGCGCCGCCGUGAUGUUCGGCUCCCUCUUAUAUGACAUGGGUCAGUAUGAGAAAUCACAAACGUAUUUUCAACAUCUUUUGCAAAAUCCAGAAACUGAGGAUAUCCCCCACAUACACUAUAACCUUGGUGUUGCUUAUCACAACCGAGGUGAAUACGAUAAUGCGCUGAAACAGUAUGAGCAUAGCCAUGCAAUCAUGAUCAGUAAACGACUGCCAGAGAAACACUCAGCCAGAGUGUUGAAUAAUAUCGGCGCUGUUCAUCACAGCAAAGGCGAAUAUGAUCGUGCCCUGGAAUAUUAUGCGCGAUCUAUCAUUAUGAAAGAAAACUGCUUGUCACACGACCAUCCGGAGAUUGCCACAAGUCUGGGGAGUAUUGGCGCCGUUUAUGCGACAAAAGGCGAAUAUGAUCGUGCUUUGGAGUAUUACGCUAGAUCUCUCGCUAUAACUGAGAAAUGUUUGCCAUCUGACCAUCCUGAUAUUGCCACAAGUCUAGGGAGCAUCGGCGUGGUUUACAGCAGGAAAGGCGAGUAUGACCGUGCCUUGGAAUAUUAUGAGAGGUCUCUCGCUAUAACUGAGAAAUGUUUGCCUUCUGACCAUCCUGAUAUUGCCACAAGUCUCGGGAAUAUAGGCGCCGUUUAUAGCAGAAAAGGCGAAUAUGAUCGAGCAUUGGAAUAUUAUGCGAAAUCCCUCAACAUCAGAGAGAAAUGUUUAUCAUUUGACCAUCCGGAUAUUGCCACAAGUCUGAAUAAUAUUGGCCUUGUUUACGACAGCAAAGGUGAGUAUGAUCGUGCUUUAGAAUAUUAUACCAGAUCUCUUACCAUACGAGAGAAAUAUUUGCCAUCUGACCAUCCCGAUAUUGCUACAAGCUUGGGCAGCAUUGGCGCCGUUUAUGACAGCAAAGGCGAGUAUGACCGUGCUUUGGAAUAUUAUGCUAGAUCACUCACAAUAACAGAAAAAUGUCUGCCAGCUGACCAUCCCGACAUCGCCACAAGUCUCGGGAGCAUUGGCGCCGUUUAUGAUCGCAAAGGCGAGUAUGAUCGUGCUUUGGAAUACUACCAGAAAUCACUCACUAUGAAAGAAAAAUGCUUACCAUCUGACCAUCCGGAUAUUGCCACAAGUUUAGGCAGUAUUGGUGAUGUUUAUGCAAGGAAGGGCGAGUACGAUCGUGCUUUAGAAUAUUAUACUCGAGCUCUCACCACAAGAGAGAAAUGUUUGCCAGCUGACCAUCCGUAUAUCGGCACAAGUCUGAACAAUAUUGGCCUGCUCUAUGACAGAAAAGGGGAGUAUGAUCACGCUUUGGAAUAUUAUGACAGAUCUCUCACUAUUAGCGAGAAAUGUUUGCCACCUGAUCAUCCGUAUAUUGCUACUAGUCUCAAUAAUAUUGGAGCAGCUUAUAACAGCAAAGGUGACUAUGAUCGUGCUUUGGAAUAUUACGCCAGAUCUCUCACCAUAAGAGAGAAAUGUUUGCCACCUAAUCAUCCGCAUAUUGCCACAAGUUUGAAUAAUAUCGGUGUUGUUUACAGCAGGAAGGCCGAAUAUGAUCGUGCUUUGGAAUAUUACGCGAGAUCUCUUACUAUAAGUGAGAAAUGUUUGCCUUCUGAGCAUCCGGAUAUUGCUAACAUUCUGUUUAGUAUUGGCGCGGUGUAUCACAGCAAAGGCGACAACGAUCGUGCCUUCGAGUAUUCCUCGAGAUCUCUCAGCAUACGACAGAAAUGCUUGCCACCUGAUCAUCCGGAUAUUGCCACAAGUCUUAGUAAUAUUGCCCUUCUUUAUGACAGGAAAGGCCAGUGUGAUAGUGCGCUGCAGUACUAUGUAAAAUCUCUCAACAUUAGAGAAAAAUGUUUGCAAAGAGACCAUCCAGAUAUUGCUGCAAGUCUCAGCAAUAUCGGCACUAUUUACGAUAGGAAAGGAGAGUAUGAUCGCGCUUUGCAGUAUCACGAGAGAGCCCUUACUUUAAGAGAAAACCAUUUUCCACCGGACUAUGCAGAAAUUGCCACAAGCCUGAAUAAUGUUGGGUUUGUUAAUGAUAGGAAAGGCGAGUAUGACCGUGCGUUGGAGUAUUAUGUGAGAUCUCUCAACAUAAUGGAGAAAUGUUUUCCUUAUGACCAUCCGGACAUUGCCAUAAGUCUAGGGACUAUUGGCGCUGUUUGUGCGAAGAAAGCCGAGUAUGAUCGUGCUUUGGAAUAUUAUGCCAGAUGCCUCACUAAAACCGAGAAAUGUUUCCAAGCUGACCAUCCGUAUAUUGCAACAACGCUGAAUAAUAUUGCCCUUGUUUAUGACUGGAAAGGCGAGUAUCAUCAUGCUUUGGAAUAUUAUGCAAGAUCUCUCAACUUACUAGAGAAAUAUUUCUCAUCUGACAAACCGAAUGUCGCCAAAAGUCUGCGGAGUAUUGGGUCUGUUUAUUACCGGACGGGCGAUUAUGACCGUGCUCUAGAAUAUUAUGCGAGAUCUCUUACUAUAGAAGAAAAAGCUUUGCCGUAUGACCAUCAGGAAUUGGGCACAAGCAUCGGGAGUAUUGCAGCAGUUUAUGAUAGGAUAGGUGAGCAUGAUCGUGCAUUGGAAUAUUUUGAAAGAUCUCUCAAUAUAAUGGAGAAAUGUUUGCCCAUUGAUCAUCCGGAUAUUGCCAUAAGUCUAACUAAUAUUGGCGUUAUUUACGCGAGGAAAGGCGAAUAUGACCGCGCUCUGGAAUAUCAUGCGAGAUGUCUCGCCAUUAGAGAGAAAUAUUUGCCAUUUGAUCAUCUGGAUAUUGCCACAACUCUAAAUAAUAUUGGCCUCGUUAAUGACGGGAAAGGCGAAUAUGAUCGUGCUUUUGAAUAUUAUAUCAAAUCUCUCAACCUAAUGGAGAAAUGCUUGCCAUAUGAUCAUCCCGAUAUUGCCACAAGUCUGGCAAGGAUUGCUUCUCUUUAUGCAAAGAAAGGCGAGUACGAUAAGGCUUUGGAACAUUAUGAUAAAUCUCUCGCUAUAACUGAGAAAUGUUUCGAAUCGGACCAUCCGAAUACAGCAACAACUCUGAAUGAUAUUGGCCUAGUUUAUGACAGGAAAGACGACUAUGAUCGUACUUUGCAAUAUUAUAUAAGAUCUAUCAACAUACGGGAGAAAUGUUUACCUUCUGAUGAUCCGGAUAUCGCCAUAACUCUAACUAAUAUUGGCAUGGUUUAUGGUAGAAAAGGCGAAUAUGAUCGUGCUUUGGAAUAUCACUCCAGAUCUCUCAGCAUAAGAGAGAAAUAUUUUCCGUCUCACCAUCAGGAUAUUGCCAUAACUCUGAAUAAUAUGGGCCUUCUUAAUGACCGGAAAGGCGACUAUGACCGCGCGCUGGAAUGUUAUAUAAAAUCUCUCAACAUAAUUGAGAAAUGUUUCCCAUAUGACGAUGCAAAUAUUCCCAUAAAUCUGGGGAGGAUUGGCGCUCUUUUUGCAAAGAAAGGGGAGUAUGAUCGUGCUUUAGAAUAUUAUACAAGAUCUCUUGCUAUAACGGAGAAAUGUUUUCCGUCCGACCAUCCGAAUGUUGCAGCAACUCUGAAUGAUAUUGGCCUCGUGUAUGACUGCAAAGAGGAGUAUGAUAAUGCUUUGCCAUAUUAUAUAAGAUCUCUCAAUAUAAGAGAGAAAUAUUUGCCCACUGAGCAUCCCGAUGUUGUCGUAAGUCUACGCAAUAUUGGCCUGAUUGCUGACAGGAAAGGCGACUAUGAUCGCGCUUUGGAAUACUAUGGAAUAUCUGGUAGUAUAGCAGCAACAUGUGUACCAUAUUACGGUGUGGAUGUAGCCACAAGUCUGGUGAGUAUUGCAGUUAUUUAUGAUAGGAAAGGGGUUCACGAUCGUGCUUUGGAAUAUUAUAUCAGAGCUCUCAAGGUAAUGGAAAAGUUUCUGCCAUAUGACCAUGCGGAUAUUGUUAUAUGUCUGGGUAAUAUUGGCGCUGUUUAUUUCAGCAAAGGGGAAUAUGAUCUUGCUUUGGAAUAUUAUGCGAGAUGUGUUGCUAUAACUGAGAAAUGUUUGCGAUGUGACGAUGCGGAUGUUGCAACGACCGUGAAUAAUAUUGGCCUUAUUUAUGAGAGGAAAGAGGAGUAUGAUCAUGCUCUGAAAUAUUAUGCGAGAUCACUCACAAUCAGAGAGAAAUGUUUGGCAUUCGAUCAUCCGGAUAUUGCAAUAAGUCUCCGGUGUAUUGCUGGCGCCUAUGCAACUAAAGGCGAGUAUGAUUGUGCUCUGGAAUAUUACUCGAGAUCUCUCACGGUAGCAGAAAAAUGUUUGCCAUCUGACCAUCGGGAUAUUGCCAUAAUUCUGAAUAAUAUUGGCGCUGUCUAUAGCCGGAAAGGCGAGUACAAUCACGCUUUGGAGUAUUAUGCUAGAGCGCUAAGUAUAGUUAGAAAAUGUGUGCCGUCUGACCAUCUAGAUAUUGGCACAAGUCUGAAUAAUAUUGGUGCGGUCUACAGCAGGAAAGGCGAAUAUCAUAGUGCCUUGGAACAUUUUGGGCAGUCGCUUAGUGUAAGGCAGAAGUGUUUGCCACCUGAGCAUCCAGAAAUCGCCACAAGUUUGGGCAGUAUUGGCGCUGUUUAUGCAAGGAAAGGCGAGUAUGAUCGGGCUUUGGAAUUUUAUGCGCGAUCUCUUACUAUAAGAGAGAAAUGUUUGCCACCUAACCAUCCAGAUAUUGCCAUUAGUCACGGGAGUAUUGGGGCCGUUUAUGCAAGGAAAGGCGAGUAUGAUCGUGCUCUGGAAUAUUAUGCAAGAUCUCUCACUAUACGGGAGAAAUGUUUUCCGCCUGUCCAUCCAGAUAUUGCCUCCAGUCAUGGCAGUAUUGGUGCUGUUUAUGCAAGGCAAGGCGAGUAUGAUCGUGCUCUAGAAUAUUAUUCGAGAUCUCUCAGCAUAAGUGAUAGAUGCUUGCCAUGGGAGCAUCCAGACAUUGCGAGUGUUCUGGCGAGUAUUGGCUCUGUUUAUGACAGCAAAGGCGAGUAUCAUCAAGCUAUGGAAUAUUAUGCACGUUCUCUCGCCAUGAGGGAGAAAUGUUUCGCAUCUGACCAUCCGGAUAUUGCCAGUAGUCUGGGAAGUAUUGGCGCUGUUUAUGCAAGGAAAGGCGAGUAUGAUCUUGCGUUGGAAUAUUGCACAAGAGCCCUCACCAUAAGAGAGAAGUGUUUGCCACCUGACCAUCCGGAGAUUGCUGCAAAUCUGGGGAGUAUUGGCGCUGUUUAUAGUAGGAAGGGCGAAAAAGGUCGUCCAAGUGAAAGAUAUAUGAUUGAUCCAUUGCAAGAGGCCUGGAAGACUUAUCAUCUGGAAUGCUUCUGUUUAUUCUAUACAUCUGUAGAACGUAUGUUAAGUUUUAGCGGCAGGGUUUGGUUGCCUGCCUGA
Molecule: messenger RNA, 6027 nt
Organism: Didymodactylos carnosus
Lineage: Eukaryota; Metazoa; Rotifera; Eurotatoria; Philodinida; Philodinidae
Source: the annotation of a GenBank genome assembly